UCGGGCCCGCCUCCCAGGGUGCCACAGUCACGUGACCCGCACAAUGGCUAACAGCCGACCUAAGGCUUCCCAGCAACGCCAAGCAAAAGUCAUGACCGCCGCCGCGGGCUCGGCGAGCCGUGUCGCGGUGCCCUUGUUGUUGUGCGCGAUGCUGGCGCCCAGCGGCGCCUACGAGCUAGACGACUCCGACGGGCUGGGCCUGGAGUUCGAUGGCAUCGGCGCAGUCAGCGGCGGCGGGGCAACCUCCCGGCUUCUAGUAAAUUACCCAGAGCCCUAUCGUUCUGAAAUACUGGAUUAUCUAUUUAAGCCAAACUUCGGUGCCUCUCUGCAUAUUCUAAAAGUGGAAAUAGGUGGCGAUGGACAAACAACAGACGGCACUGAACCCUCCCACAUGCACUAUGAGCUGGAUGAGAAUUAUUUCCGAGGCUAUGAGUGGUGGCUAAUGAAGGAAGCUAAGAAGAGGAACCCAAAUAUUAUACUUAUGGGGUUGCCAUGGUCGUUCCCUGGAUGGCUGGGCAAAGGCUUCAGUUGGCCUUAUGUAAACCUUCAGCUGACCGCCUUCUACAUUGUGAGAUGGAUCUUGGGUGCCAAGCAUUAUCAUGACCUGGAUAUUGAUUAUAUUGGGAUAUGGAAUGAAAGGCCGUUUGAUGCCAACUAUAUAAAGGAAUUAAGAAAAAUGCUUGAUUAUGAAGGUCUCCAGCGAGUGAGAAUCAUAGCAAGUGAUAAUCUCUGGGAGCCGAUUUCUUCUUCUGUGCUGCUUGACCAGGAGCUCUGGAAGGUGGUUGAUGUUAUAGGAGCUCACUAUCCCGGAACCUACACAGUCUGGAAUGCAAAGAUGUCAGGGAAGAAGCUUUGGUCGUCGGAAGACUUUAGCACUGUGAACAGCAAUGUUGGCGCAGGCUGUUGGGGUCGCAUACUGAACCAGAAUUACGUCAAUGGCAAUAUGACCGCCACAAUUGCUUGGAAUUUGGUGGCUAGUUACUAUGAAGAAUUGCCCUAUGGACGAAGUGGAUUGAUGACAGCCCAGGAGCCGUGGAGUGGACAUUAUGUAGUAGCAUCUCCUAUCUGGGUAUCAGCUCAUACAACUCAAUUUACUCAACCAGGCUGGUAUUACCUGAAGACAGUUGGCCAUCUAGAGAAAGGAGGAAGCUAUGUAGCUCUGACUGAUGGCUUGGGGAAUUUCACCAUCAUCGUUGAAACUAUGAGUCGUCAACAUUCUAUGUGUAUACGGCCAUAUCUACCAUAUUAUAAUGUCUCACGUCAGCUGGCCACCUUCAUUCUAAAGGGGUCUUUGAAAGAAAUACAAGAGCUACAGGUGUGGUACACCAAGCUUGGAACAACACCAGAGAAACUUCAUUUUAAACAACUGGAAACUCUAUGGCUCCUUGACGGCAGCGGCAGUUUCUCACUGGAACUGGAGGAGGAUGAGAUUUUCACACUCACCACUCUGAACACAGGUCACAAAGGCAGCUACCGUCCCCCUCCCAAGUCACAGCCCUUCCCAACCAGCUAUAAGGACGAUUUCAACGUUGAGUACCCAUUAUUUAGCGAAGCUCCGAAUUUUGCUGAUCAGACCGGCGUGUUCGAGUACUACAUGAAUAACGAAGACCUUGAGCAUCGCUUCACACUGCGCCAAGUUCUCAACCAACGACCUAUUACCUGGGCCGCGGAUGCCUCCAGCACGAUCAGUGUCAUAGGCGAUCACCACUGGAGCAACAUGACUGUGCAGUGUGAUGUUUACAUAGAGACCCCUCGGACUGGCGGUGUGUUCAUUGCUGGAAGAGUGAAUAAAGGUGGUAUCUUGAUUAGAACUGCUACAGGAGUUUUCUUCUGGAUUUUUGCAAAUGGCUCUUACAGAGUUACAGCCGACCUGGGUGGGUGGAUAACAUAUGCUUCAGGACAUGCUGACGUUACAGCGAAGCGAUGGUAUACACUCACCUUAGGCGUUAAGGGUUAUCUCGCCUCUGGUAUGUUGAACGGCAAGAUCCUGUGGGAAAAUGUCCCCGUGAAAUACCCAGGGCAUGGCUGGGCUGCGAUCGGAACGCACACCUUCGAGUUUGCGCAGUUUGACAACUUUCAUGUGGAAGCUGCUCGCUAGUACUCACAGGCCGUCAAGACAUGAUUUGGAUUUUCUGUUUUUGAUUUUGGUUCAGAGCUGGUUCUCAUUUUGAUGGAUCUGUAUAUCCUUUGAGGCUCACAAUGAGGAGUAAAUAGGGGAAAUGGUGCACUUUUGCUGGAUCCCGUGAAAGAUUUAUUUAGAGCUAAUUACACAGGGGAUGCAGAUAGUCUUUGGCACUGUCUGUGGCGGCCCUUACGGCCCACUGUUGGUCAGUCCCAUCUUUCAGGAGUGCUUUGAGUGGUUCUGGCCUUGUAGCCUUGGCACUGAUACCGAGGUAGCUCACCCUAUGUUGUUUGUAAAUGCUCAUGCAGAUGGCUGGGACCACAGGGGUGUUUUUGUGAGCUCGGACCAUGCCUUAGUCAAGGCUUCCUUAGAAAAUGCUGAUGCUUAAGAAGAUACCAAUGAGCACUUCCACGAAUACUUGAACUUGCAGUUCUCUCUCCCACUCUCACCAUCUCUCCCUCACCCCAUCCCUCUCUCCUCUAUCACUGUCUCCUCCCUGCUCCAGGAUGAUACUUUUGGAAUUGCACAAAUGAUGAUGGGAUGAUUUGAAAAGUAAUAAACUAAUAUCAAAGCCAUUUUUGCACUAAUAAAACACAACCAGAUUAAUUGGGUUGUUUGUACUUUAAAACUCUCUUACUUCCAACUUUUAGCCCUUUUGAGAACAUUUCCUGUGUUGCAGGAAGUCUAGCAGCUUCCCUGUACGAUUCUUGUGCCUUUUGCAGUUCGUCCUCACAAGGGGCUCUGGACACAGCCGAGCACCAGCGAAUGCCUUCAUCUAUCUACGCGAGGCAGGAGGGGCCACCGGGGCUUUAACUAGCUCAGAGUUGGAUCAUCUCCUCAUGUGUUUAGAUAGAUGCAAUUGUUAUAUCCCCAGUUUAUAUUUACAUGUUGGCAAGCAUGUUUCUCAUUAGUAUGAUUAUACUAAUAAUAUCCAUUUAACAUUAAUGUAACUCUUAGACACCAAUGAAUUUUCCAUGUGGGUAAAGUGAAUUCUGGAAUUUCUUGUAAGGAAAAAUUACUCACUGAAUUAACUCUACUCCGUGGGAAUUUGUGCUGCUCUAACAUGGGUAGAAGAACUGUGAGGUCUGUAUUACUUUUGAAAACUUGAAACCAAGGCUAGAUGAUUUACUGUUUAGAUCUUAGAAUAUUUUUGAAAAGUAGCAUAACAGGUACAAUUUAUACAUUUGAAUGUUUCCAUUUUAAGUGUAUAGUUUGGUAAAUGUAAACAUUCCCUGGUAACCCACACUCCAGUGAAGCUAUUGACGAUUUCCAUCCCUCCAGAAAGUUCUGUUACACCUGUACACAGUCUUCCUCACUCCUCAUUGCAGGCAGCAGUGACAUCUCUGUUGCUAUAAAUAAAAAUGUUUGUUUUGAAAGUGAGAGGAUGUGCUAUGUACUCUUCUGAAUGGAUGUUUCUGUCAGUGCAGUGCUGUAGGAUUUGUCCAGAGUGUAAGGUUUUGCCAAUGAGGUACACUCCUCCUUAUUUUUGAAGGGAACAUUGAAUGAAUGUACCACAAUUUUGUUUUCCCAUCUCCUGUUUUUAUGAGAUUAAAAAUAAAACUCAUUAAGAGCACUAACAUACAAA
Rattus rattus (black rat) is the source of this 3707-nucleotide messenger RNA. RefSeq names its product galactosylceramidase (gene Galc). The transcript has 17 exons. The record is from RefSeq and is a predicted model, not a curated record. Gene Ontology annotation, biological process: galactosylceramide catabolic process. Gene Ontology annotation, molecular function: galactosylceramidase activity. Lineage: Eukaryota; Metazoa; Chordata; Mammalia; Rodentia; Muridae. Bases 44 to 2098 code for a protein of 684 amino acids. Gene Ontology annotation, cellular component: lysosome.